Molecule: messenger RNA, 1050 nt
Organism: Paramuricea clavata
Lineage: Eukaryota; Metazoa; Cnidaria; Anthozoa; Malacalcyonacea; Plexauridae
Source: the annotation of a GenBank genome assembly
AUGGCGGAAAUUGCAAAAUGGAGAAAGUUUGAAAAUGCUAUUAAAGCGAAACGAACGAAUGUGGCUAUAAACAAUAACAGUAAAUCAGGUGGUAAGGUAUUAAACAAUGGUGGUCAAUGUGAUGUUUCUAUUUUGGAAAGAAAGGAACUGACUGUACAACCAUUGACAACAGAGGCGACUGGUAAAGCCAAAAAAUAUGAAAGAACAGACCCACAAAAAUUCGUCAACUUUCGAUACGAACCAGACUGCAGAGUGGGGCAGUUUUCAACAAGAUCUUGGUUGCACAAUCACACCGCACUUGAAGUGCGGGUGCGCAAAACUGCCAAAAAUGCUCAGCUGCGCAUGCUCAAGUGCUCCAUGAAAAAGUUGAAAUGAUUGAAAGGGUUGAGUGGCACCUAAGUUCACAUGUGUAUUUAUCAAUACCUGUACGUCUUAGUAUGUAGUCCACGUAAUUAAAAAUGCAUUAAACACGAUGCGUUAAUCAACUGAGUGAACUGACUGAGGUAUAUUGCCUGUACACUGGAGUUAUAUUUGAAUAUAUUUAGCUCAGUGGCACUUCAUAUUAGGACUGUAUUGAGCAAGUCUUAUAUGUAACAACCUAUUCUAAUGAUUUCUGUGUGUGUUGGUGUUGUGUACUCAGGUGAAUAUGAUGUUUGUGAUUUUACUCUGAGUGUGCAUCUACACCGGGCAAGCUAAAAAGUUUGCCUGACCACGGUGGGAAUCGAACCCGCGAACUUUGGGAUACUAGCUAGUCCUCUCUAUAAUUUUGAAAGUUCUCGAGCGAUGUGUUCUUCCUGACAUGCGAGAUCACUUGGUGGUCUUGAUCAACAACUCCCAACAUUGGCAACAUGGUUUUAUUAUUCCAGGAAAAUCUUGUACUUUCCAGCUGCGGUAGAAGGGCAUGACUAUGUAGGAUCUUUACUGGACGCUGGUAAACAAACUGACGUGAUCUACAUGGAUAUGUCCAAAGCCUUACAAAAUUCCAAAGCCUUUACAACGGCUUUGGAAUCUCUGGUAGUUUACUCGGUUGGUUCUCCUCCUACUUAUUGA